This is a messenger RNA of Anoplopoma fimbria (sablefish), 2629 nucleotides long. It is a transcript of the gene b3galt8, whose product is annotated as beta-1,3-galactosyltransferase 8. Bases 84 to 1058 code for a protein of 324 amino acids. Gene Ontology annotation, molecular function: N-acetyl-beta-D-glucosaminide beta-(1,3)-galactosyltransferase activity. Gene Ontology annotation, cellular component: membrane. The transcript has a single exon. Lineage: Eukaryota; Metazoa; Chordata; Actinopteri; Perciformes; Anoplopomatidae. The record is from RefSeq and is a predicted model, not a curated record.
GCCCCCGCAGGGUCUGCCCCGCUGCCCGGGCUGCCCUAUGCCGACACAAGCGCCACACAGAGCGUUCGCGAGACUUUUAGGCAAUGUUGAGAACUUAUCACUGGAGGUUAGUGAAGUUACUCACCGUCACAGCCGCGCUCCUGCUGUCUGCUCACAUCUUACUGAGUAGAGUAACGCUCGGUAAACAUCCGCCAAAGCCAAGUCCCCUUCCUGCGGAGGAAUACCGGCUCAUAGCCCCUGAAACCUACGAGUACGUUCUCAACCGGCCCGCUGUGUGCGGGUCCGGAACCAGAGCCCCCUUCCUGGUUUUUAUGGUCCCAGUUGCCCCUCUAGAGGCCGCGGCAAGGGAGGCAGUCAGGAAAACAUGGGGCGGCCCGGGUCAGGAGGACACCCUCACUCUGUUCUUCGUGGGGCUCCCCGAGGGGGGGCGGGAGUCGUGGCUCCAGGCCGAGCUGGAGGAGGAGAGUAGGACACACGCUGACAUCAUCCAGGUGGACUUCCAGGACAGUUACCGGAACCUGACAAUCAAGACCGUGCAGAUGAUGAGCUGGCUGGCGACCUACUGCCCGAACGCCUCCUACGGCAUGAAGGUGGACGCGGACGUCUUCGUGAACGUCUUCUACCUCCUCCGGAGACUGAGGGGCUCCCCGCGGCGGGGCUUCAUCACGGGCUCGGUGAUAAGCGACGGCCGACCGAGGAGGGACAGCAACAGCAAGUGGCACCUGUCGGAGGAGCAGUACCCGGAAGACAGCUUCCCCCCGUACGUGUCCGGAGCCGGGUACGUGUUCUCCGCGGACCUGGCCCCCAGGAUCACCUGGGCGUCCAGGUUCGUGAGGUUGAUCCCCCUGGAGGACGUCUACGUGGGGCUGUGUCUGCGGGUGCUGGCCGUCCGGCCCGUGUACUCCCUCGGCCUGCCGACCUUCAGGAACCUGUUCGAAGUUCGGCAGCUGGAGUACGACCGGUGCACUUUCUCCCAACUGGUCAUCGCAAACGGGUUUAAGCCGUCCCAGCUGCUGCACAUGUGGCAGGACUUCUCCAAAGGCCACAGCAGCUGCUGACUGACACUUUAACACACCAGUGCCUCAUCGUUAAGCAAUUAUGAAAUGUAUAUUCUGCUGUAAAGGAAAGAAAGCCAUAAGACACACAGCCUUUAUACAGAGGUGUAAAAGAAUGUUCUGAGACCAGUUUGUCAAUGCAUCAAUGCAGUCAAUAAGCCAAAAAAAAGACAAUUAUUGGAAGUUAAUUAAUAAGUGGUUCAAAACAAACCUGAACAUUUCUUCAAAUGUCUUCUUUUGUUUUGACCAACAUCUUCAAUUUUUGCUCGUAAGACAAAGAAAAGCAGCAACUAGAGAACUGCAGAGACACUUCCUGUUGAUUCCACGGGUCCAAUCGAGUCACUUUACAGAGAUUUUAAAGAAUGUAGUUCUUAAAUAAAUAGUGGAGUCAUCGACAAAAUGAGAAAAUGCAGUAAUGGUUCCAUUUUCUCAAAUAGGAGAAUCUGCUGCUUUUCUUCUGUUUUCUCUCAUUUUUUAUAUUCACUUCUGACAUUUUAUAAACAUUAACAAUAAUUUAAAAAAUGAACUCAAAUUAGAGCUACAACUAGCCAAAUAAACUAAACUAAGCUAAACUAUGCAGAAUGUUGUCCAUAGAAUGUUAGGAAAAGUGAAAAAUGACCAUCCCAGUUUAAUCAGGGUGCCAUCACAUCAGUAAUUAACAAGCACCAGGUGACCUUGUAAACCUCCUGCAACUGUAUACUGACGAGAAAGAAGUUCGGAGAAUUAGUCCCAUGAUCAAAAGGGAUCAUUUUUGUCGUCAUUAGCCUAAUCAAUCAUUUGUCUUAGCUCUAAAUGAUAAUGAAGGUAGCUGUUAAAAAAAAGGUGCCGGUUGCAUGAAAAUGAAUAUUCCAAAGUGCAGAGUUUGCAGUUUACACCAAAGAUAAUUUAAAAAAAUCAAUAUUGCUGUAAUUGCUCUUAACUUAAAUGAGCCAUAUGACACUUCUAACAUGAUGUAAGAUAUACAUCACACUGCUACUUUAUAUAUAUAUAUCUAUAGAUAUAGAUAUAUCUAUAUAUAUAUAUAUAACAUAGAGAGCUUCACAGAAUGUAGAUUUAUAAAAAGAACCUGCAGCCUUUUCAUCACGUUGCUGCUGUGCCUUUUUUAUUUAGGUGUCUUAUGACUGUGCCUAUUGAUGUUGUAGUUGCACAUGACGACCAGCUGGUGGCAGCAUGUGCCAGCAGAUGAUUGUAAAUGGACAUUGACUUAGUGCCUGAUGCAGAUAGACUGUAUGACCUUUAUAAUUGUGAAGAAGAUAAUUGAAUAUGCUUCUAGAAGAGCAUUCAACUAUGCAUUUUGUUUCUCUUUUAAGUUCAAGCGGUUUGAUCACUGGAUAUUGAAGCUACAUUUUUUUUUACUGCAUAUUAAUGAGAUCAUAUCCACUUGUUUGUCAGUGAGUAUGUGCAUUAGGAUGUAUCAUGUAAUUCAGUGUAUGUGAAUUACAGUUGUAUUACUGCUGCUAUUGUUGUGCUGUUAUUACUUGAACUGCUGCUGCUGCCUUUGGUAUCACUUUAAGUUUGCCAUGCUGGAAUAAAUGCUGUUUCCAUCCAGACAAAAUAAAAGUCUUGAGCAAAUG